Messenger RNA from Tetrahymena thermophila SB210, 732 nucleotides. Its product is annotated as ARF-like 2-binding protein BART protein. The record is from RefSeq and is a predicted model, not a curated record. Gene Ontology annotation, biological process: maintenance of protein location in nucleus; positive regulation of tyrosine phosphorylation of STAT protein. The transcript is spliced from 6 exons. NCBI's taxonomy places the organism in Eukaryota, Ciliophora, Oligohymenophorea, Hymenostomatida, Tetrahymenidae. Gene Ontology annotation, cellular component: mitochondrial intermembrane space.
AUGGCAAAUAAAGAAGAGCAAAAAAAUUUUGAUUUAGUUGAUGAUCUUGACUAAGAUGACGAAGAAUUCGAAAUAAAUGAUUAUGGUGAGUAUAGUAAGGAUGAUGAGGAAUUUGAUAUUAUUGUAGGUGAAUUAUAAGAAAUUGUCAUAAGUGAUGAAUUUGAAAAGCUCUAUAAAAAGUUUUUGAUUGAUAACUGCGAAGUAUUUGAAGAUGAAGAAGAAAAUAAAAUGGAAUAUAUGAUCAUCUUUAAGAAUUAUGAAAAAGUUAUAGAUGGAUUUAUUCAAUAAGAAUUGGAAAAAAAAAUAGAGGGAUUUUAAAUGAACAGAUUUUUAGAAUUACUAAAGGAAAGACACAAUUAAAUUGAUGAAUAAAUUUUGGAUACCUUAUUGAGUUUUACAGACUUCAAUAAUUUUAAGUAGCUCAUGCUCGAUUAUAAAAAGCAAUAUUUGGAAGAAUAAAGAAUAGAAAAGCUUAAAACAAUUAAGUCGUCAAGAAAAACCUUAGAUAAGGCAAAUAAAAUAUAACCUACAAAUAUUUUUUCUACUUCCAGCAAUAAAAAUGACCCUUUGGCAGGAUUGAAGAAUUUUGCAUAAAAAGAGCUUCCUAAAACUAAGAAAUAGCCAACCUAAGAUAUAGAUCCUGACCAAAUAAACGAUGAAGAUUUGAGACCAAGUUUCUUUAUUGAUUGCAAAUAAUUACAAACACCUAAAGUUAACAAUAAAAAGAAGUGA